Molecule: messenger RNA, 303 nt
Organism: Helianthus annuus (common sunflower)
Lineage: Eukaryota; Viridiplantae; Streptophyta; Magnoliopsida; Asterales; Asteraceae
Exons: 1
Coding region: 1-303 (100 amino acids)
Source: RefSeq, a predicted model, not a curated record
AUGUUCGUGUGGCGUGCGAUUGAUGAGAAAAUUGCGUCAGCAAAGGCUCCUAGAAGCAGAGGUCUAAACUUACCAGAUAUCGUCUAUAAAACAUGUGGUGCCGAUGAAGAAUCUGCAGUGCAUAUUCUCUUAAAAUGUAACUUCGCAAAAAGAACUUGGGAGCAGGUGACGAGUUGGCUGAAAAUUCCGAUGGUAAACGUAAACGACAGUUUGAAAGACAUACUAUUGGAGAUAAAUGAAAUUCAGCGGAGCAAGGGUAUGCGGAAAGCGAUUUAUGCAGCGACAAUACAAACAAUGUGGUAG